Fomitiporia mediterranea MF3/22 is the source of this 492-nucleotide messenger RNA. RefSeq lists its product as uncharacterized. Bases 233 to 463 code for a protein of 76 amino acids. The transcript has 3 exons. Lineage: Eukaryota; Fungi; Basidiomycota; Agaricomycetes; Hymenochaetales; Hymenochaetaceae. The record is from RefSeq and is a predicted model, not a curated record.
GUCAGCAAGAUGUGGAGCAUGUACAAAGGCGAAUAUUCCUUCCUGCCCGCCCCAUAAAACUCGCCGCUCGAAAGCAUUCAAGCGAGUGGCAGCUCGCAUAUUGUCAUCUAAUCAAGCAGACGCACACCUAUUUAGACCGGUCGAUUCGGUGACUUUCGGAAAUGAUCCCAGUGCUGCAAAAAGCCAGCUAAGUCGGAUUCAAGAUGGCCAGACCACGACUCAGCAUAUCGCUAUGGAUUUGAGUCUCGACCUUUAUGGCGCUCAUACAACUUUGCAUUCAAGUCCCGCCAGCUAUCCUGCGUCUUCCGACUGUAUAUAUGCAGCUCAGCGCGAUGAUCUGGACUCGUACAUUUCUCUUUCGCCGAUGAAUAUCGAUCUCGCCGGUUUUCAGGCUAGGGAUCCGACUAUUAAUAGUAGCUUCGAGUUCCCGACGUUUGUCCCAGCCUUUUUGCCUUCUCUGUGAAUAUGUACACCUAAUAUCCUUAACGAGCC